AUGUUGAUAUCACCCUGCCUGCAAGCCAAGGGCUCGGAUUCGGACCGAUUCUUUCAUGAGUUGUGCCAUUCCAGUACAGCCCAAGCUGUGGCAGUAUUUCCACGGUCACCAACAUCUAGCAGGCUGCCAGAUCUCAAGUUAAUCUCAAGCAAGUUGAUCUCAAGCAUCGGCUUCCCCCCAGAUCUCCACGUAGAUCAGCCCGAUUCCAGCUAUCAAACAUUUCAUAUCAAGCGGCCUUUCUUAAAAGUUGUGGGCGGCUUUUUAAAUGCACAUUUCAAAUCGCCAUUACCGAGCUUUAAAAAUGUAUACGGGUACACGGCCGUGGGCCUUGUGCCCUCCUUAUAUACAAUGAUACCACUCUCUUGUAGGCGUGGUACCCACUACCGCACCCCUGUUGAUGCCGGCGAGUGCUCGGCAAGCAUCUGCCGGGCACUGCACCGGUGCGGAGCACCGAGUGCCCAUACAAAUCUUCCGUACUAA
Molecule: messenger RNA, 480 nt
Organism: Gaeumannomyces tritici R3-111a-1
Lineage: Eukaryota; Fungi; Ascomycota; Sordariomycetes; Magnaporthales; Magnaporthaceae
Exons: 3
Coding region: 1-480 (159 amino acids)
Source: RefSeq, a predicted model, not a curated record